Paecilomyces variotii is the source of this 3105-nucleotide messenger RNA. Its product is annotated as putative Sin3 complex subunit. The transcript has a single exon. Bases 302 to 2905 code for a protein of 867 amino acids. Lineage: Eukaryota; Fungi; Ascomycota; Eurotiomycetes; Eurotiales; Thermoascaceae. Gene Ontology annotation, cellular component: Sin3-type complex. The record is from RefSeq and is a predicted model, not a curated record.
CAGUCCGUGAUCCUGAGAGAGACAUGACAGCUAUCCUCUCCCACGGCCAUGAAGGCCUUCGCUGCCGUCGUCUGCGUACCCUGACCUAUUUCUAUUCUGUUGUCGACAGGACACCUUCCGACCUCAGAUAUGCCACUGUUGUCAACCGUCUGGCAACAGUGCAAGACCCCGCAAGGGUCGCUCGAUCGUUUUGCUCCACCUUGACAUCGCCUGGAACGCGGUUUUACGAAGAUUGCCAAAGGCUACAAGUUGAGGAAAUACAGCGGUCUGUAUUUCUCCUCGUGGGACAUCUCUCGCUAUCAUGGCUCCCCCGGUCGAGCAAUCGACACCGCUGGCGGCCUCGGUCACCGCCAGUACGGGGCAAAACAGCAAAGUAACCCCGUCGUCAGUGAGCGACAAAGAAACGAGAGCGGCGUCAUCUACUCGCGGUCCAAGCAUUGACUCUCCUCGACAUGAGCACUGGAGAUUUGUCUUUACGGAUCCAGUCGCAUUCCGAUACUUGGAGGAGGACCCAUUGACAGUCGUACUGCAUCGGCGGACCACGCUCCAAGGCUAUGAGAUCUAUCUGGUAGAACAAUGGGCUUGUUCCAGGGUUCAUCCAACCUUCAUAAUCACAACCUACACGGGAGAUCCGUCUCAUACUGUCGUGGUUGGUGUGCUGAGUGUCCCGACAGACGAGAGUACUUGGUCUCCGCGGUUGAAGCUCUACUUCCAGGCGGUGACACAAUACCACGCUCGGAAGAAUGACACGCCGUUGGGCACGCUGAUGGUGACCAAUCUGAGUGCAUUUCCAUCUGUUCUGACUGUUAUUCCUGUUCCAGACGGCGAUGUUAAGAAACACAGGGAUGACUUCAUUGUCAAUGAAGACCUAAAAAGACUCGGUUGUUCAGGUCGGGCAGGAUUGAAACUGCAACCUCCUUCUCCAGCCACAGAAGCAAAGUUUCACCAGCUUUACCGGACAAGCGAACGGGUGCCAAUAUACAGUGCGGUCAUAGAACUCGUGAAGCAAUGCCAACUGGCUCUGAUGAUCUUCGACAAACUGGCUGCAGAAUAUGUGGACGGAUUGCUGUGCGAUGUGACGGAACGAGCGAUAAACGACUGGUGGACGGAUAUUGGGACAGAUCUUUACAAUAUCGAACCCAGUGACGGGAUCCUGGGACCCACGACAGUUGCUGCCCUGUUGGGGACCUUGAUGGGCGCUCGAAACAGACUGCAUGCAUUCGGUGCUCCAGUGGGCAAGGAUGCGUUUGACAUACCAAGUCUCAAAAGAGGGAUCGGGAGUUUCCAAAAGUCUCAGAAACUGAACCGCACAAGACGGCUAGAUAGACAGACGCUAGAUAAGCUUCAUCGCGUGACUGCCAAAGCGGCCAGCUCAGAGGGCUGGACCGAUGCAGUGAAGUCUACCGUUGCGGAACUCAGUGGGAAAGGAGGCGAGAUGGUGAUGGGCAUGGUAGGUGGAAAGGACAAGGCCGGCAUAGCUGACAUUGAAACGCUUGACUUGGAUCGCUUUGCGCAACUUGUCAACGGACAAAGAGCCAAAUGGCUAUGGCGUGGUAAACGCUCGAAGACCGGUGCGUUCGGAAAUGAUCCAACAACAGGGGAGAUGGUUUUUACUAGAGACGAUCAGGGUGGCUAUCUUUGGACAAGUCGCAGGCGACAUUCAAACGAAGACCUAGCCCCUGGACGUCCGACUCCCGAGGUAGAGCGUCCAAGCAAGCCACAGGAGGUAGCUGAAAUGACGGAGGAUAGAGAUCAACAACCGACUAGGGGUGUCCUUAGGGGUGUCAGUGGAAAAGUAUCCGAUGCUCGAAUAGGCUUCGGCAGAUUCAAAGAAGCAGUUGGCCUGCCAGGACUUCGCUCACAUCACCAUCACAAACACACCAAAGAGGGCGUCGAUCUGGAAAGUGACCUCUCUUACACUCCUACUUUUGACAGUGAUACAGAAGGCCCAACCACUAAAGAGAGCCAUAAGCUGGCAAACCAGCUUGGGCAACAGCUCAGCCCUCGUCAACAAGAACAGAAUGGCACCGUCGAAAAACAAGCCAGGCCACCAGAUAUCACUGUUUCCUCUGAGACCGGACCCCCAGAAAUCGCUGUUCAACCUAUGACCCCUGUCCAGGAAUCGGUGCCACCAGACGAUGAACGAGGAGAUAAGCAAGAACUACUCUUCCCACCGGACGAGAACGACGAUGACCGACUUGAACUCAUCAAGUCAUACUCCACCGAAGGUCCUUCAGACAGAGAACAGCUGGCUGGCCUGAGUGCCCGAAUUCUCAGACGCUCGCAGAGCUUUUCGGCACCCCUGCAGGAGAGAGACAGUAGCAAGGACUCUCGUUGGCCGCGCCACUUGUCAUUCAGUACUGUCGAGGAGAUCGUGCUCGUCUGGGAAGGAGUUCGGGGCAGUAGGACCAUGAAAAGGAAAUCCGACGCUGGUCUGGAGGGUGCAAUCCUUCAAGAGGAAAUAUUGACCUCGGAUACGCAGAUUUUUGGGUCCAGGAUCCUCGAGCUGGGCCAAAGGACUCUUCCUUGGGUCGAAAAGCAGGUUGACGCUGUGGACAGUCUAAAUCAGAGGGCCAAUUCCCGUCAAGAGGAACUAGGCUCUAUCUACCUAGAGCUACUGCACCAAUACCAGAGCCUUCGAGAAGAGUCGGGGACUCUGCUGGCCAAGGAGAGCUCCGACAUUACAGAGGGCCUUAAGCAAGUCGAAAUGCUGGGAGCGAAGCUGGAUUAUGAGCUUAACGUCUUGGAGUCUAGAGUGGAAGACGUCGAGGCUGGGCUGGAAGAGUUCGAACGACACGUCAUAGAAAUUGAGACCAGGACAAAGGACUUGAUCCAGGGCGAGAAAGGGAGAACCAACUCCUGGUUUUCUUGGAUGCGCAGAACACUAGAGCAUAUAGUUUCAUGAUCCCCAUGCAUCCACAGAGGCUCUUUUCGAGAUGUCUCGCAAUGGUUCUGCAUUCCCAUAUACCCAGUAAUGUACAUAAAGCGAAUUUGCAUGUCCCCUGCGCCGCAUACCGCCCAACCGGCGGCCUGCCUCGUCUAGAUAGACACAAUCAAUAGCGAAAAAAAAAAGACAUCGGAUAUCCACAUUGUUUUGUUGCAGAA